This is a messenger RNA of Acanthopagrus latus (yellowfin seabream), 4445 nucleotides long. RefSeq names its product von Willebrand factor A domain containing 2 (gene vwa2). Bases 380 to 2764 code for a protein of 794 amino acids. Lineage: Eukaryota; Metazoa; Chordata; Actinopteri; Spariformes; Sparidae. Gene Ontology annotation, molecular function: calcium ion binding. The record is from RefSeq and is a predicted model, not a curated record. The transcript has 14 exons.
GGCAGUUUAGAGCAUGAAUUCAAACAGGUGGCCAUUCCUUACACAAGGCACCUUUUUAAAGGCUCGUUCACUGACAAGUAACGUGAAUAAUAAAAAGGCAAAUACAUUAAUUACAAAGUGUGAGUGUAAAUACAGGUAUAAAGAAUAGCAGUGUGAACCGUCGGACGGAUUGGACCGUAUCGGGGGGCGCAGGUACAUCAGAGGUGGGCAUGGCGAGUAGGUGGGGUCGCUGCUCUCUCCUCCUGUCCGGAGCAGAGCAGCCGUCAGUGCGGAAACAACGAGCCGAGCAGAGCAGCGGAGAGCUGGAGAGGAGCGCUGUCUGACGGAGAGGUUCAAUUCAAGGAUUGUGGAAACAUUGAACAGCGCAUGGUGUCCCGACAUGCUCCGUCACAUCCACCCCUCCCUCCUCUUAACGCUGCUGCUGCUUCUUCAAGUCCGGCCGGGCAGCUCGGUGCAGGAGAUCCAAACCAGCCAUGAGAACAUCCUGAAGAUCAACUCGGCGGGAGAGACGAUGCAGUGCUCCGCGGCCAUGGACGUCCUCUUCCUCCUGGAUGGUUCGUACAGUGUGGGGAAGGGCAGCUUCGAGAGGUCCAAACACUACGCCAUCAAACUGUGUCAGGCGCUUGACAUCGGACUGGACAAGGUGCGGGUCGGCUUGAUUCAGUUUGGCUCCACCCCUCGGCUGGAAUUCGGCCUGGACUCGCACACCACCAAACAGGAGCUGAAGAAGCACAUGAAGAAGGUUUCCUACAGGGGAGGCAGCACCCAGACGGGCCUGGCUCUCAAGUACGUGCUCAGGAAAGGUUUCCCGGGCGGUCGCAACUCCUCCACCGCGGCCCAGAUCGCCAUCCUCUUAUCAGAUGGGAAGUCUCAGGGCAAUGCGGUGCAGGCGGCUGCUAAGCUCAAAGAGACAGGGGUGGUCCUGUUCGCCGUGGGCCUCCGCUACCCCAGGUGGGAGGAGCUGCACCAUUUGGCCAGUGAGCCGAUGGAGAGCCACGUCUUCUUCGCCGAGCACUUCUACGACGCCAUCAACGGCCUGUACACCACGCUGACCACCUUCUCCGUCUGCAACGCCACGCCUGCAGGCUGUCUGCUUGAGUCGUUCCCCUGUGUGAGGAAGACGCUGGAGACGGUGAAAGAGCUGCAGGGGAAUUUCAUGUGUUGGAAAGGCUCCAAGGGGUAUUCCCCUUACACGUCUCUCUGCCCACACUACAGGUAUAACAAGGUGUACAAGAGACACCAGACAGUCUGCCAUCGGACGAUCUGUCCAGAUCCCUGUGACUCUCAGCCCUGUCUGAAUGGUGGCACAUGUGUGUCAGAAGGUCCGGAUGGUUACCGUUGCGUUUGUCCACCUGGCUAUGGAGGAGACCCCCACUGUGCUCCUGCUCUGUCCCUGGACUGCUCCGUGGACUUGCUGUUCCUGGUGGAGGGCUCCGCCACGCUCACCUUGGAAGGCUUCCUCCGCCUCAAGUCCUUCCUAAAGCGCUUCCUGCAGACCGUGAUCGGCUCAGACACCCCCAGCAAGGUCGGCCUUGCGGUGUUCGGCGGGGAGGCCAGAGUCGAGGCCCAGGUGGGCAAGUUCAGAGGGGACCUGAGAGGUCUGCUGAAGGCCGUGGAUGCCCUCCAACCGAUCGGUGGCGAGACCAAGACAGGCCAGGCGAUCCGCUACGUCACACGCCACGGCUUCGUGAGUGCACCCGUCUUUGCCGACGUCUCGGACGAUCUGCCCCGCGUGGUGGUGCUGAUCACUUCCACUCCUGCGGUAGAUGAGGUGGUGGAGCCCUCUAAGUAUGCACGAGACAGGGAGAUCUUCUUGAUCGGCGUCGGACCGAACUACUUGAAGGGACAGCUGAAUAAUAUCACUGGAAAUCCUCAGAGGACUAUCACCUACACAUCGCCUGAGCUCGGUGCCAAGAUCCCUGAGCUCAAGGCCAAGAUUUGCAGUGUGGAUACACAAGGAUGUCUGGGCCAGGCAGUCGACCUUGUUUUUGCCCUCGAUGCCUCUGGUGGUGUCGGCCGAGAAAACUUCGCCACCCUGCGCGACUUUGUGCGUGGCCUAACCGUCCAGUUUGACAUCAACCGUGACGUGGCCCAGGUGGCGCUCGUGGCCUACAGUCGCAGGGCCACCACCGUCUUCAACCUGGACACCCACGACACUGGCUCUGCCAUCCUCAAGGCUGUCGGCGAGGCCGACUACAUGGGUGGAGUGGCUUCGACAGGUGCGGCUCUACUUCACGUCCACUCCAGUGUCCUGACGGUGGCCAAAGGGGCACGGCCCGGAGUCAACAAGGCAGUGGUGGUGGUGACGGACGGCUCAGGAGGCGAGGAUGCCGCCGUUCCAGCCCAGAAGAUAAGAGACAACGGCGUGUCACUGUUUGUGAUCGGUAUCGGAGACGUGCAGAAAGAGAGGCUGCUGCAGAUCGCCGGCUCAGAGGAGCGGAUGAUCUCGGUGCUGUCUUACGAGGAUCUUAAGUACUUUGAGGAUGUGGUGGUGCAGAUGGUGUGUUCAGAGGCUAAAAUGCCAGUAAACCUGUGCAAGCCCAACCCAUGUAUGAACGAUGGGAUGUGCAUCCUGUCCGGAGGGAGCUUCCGCUGUCAGUGCCAAGGCUACGAAGGACCACACUGUGAAACAAGGAGCAGCAGGUCUUCAUCCAGAGGAGAUCUCCCGCGGCCCGCUGGUCUCAAGAAGAAGAGCAGGCAGAAGAAGAGCCACCAGGAGCUCCUGCAUCACUACAGACUGCACCGCAGGAGGCAUGCUGCCUGAUAACACCACACACACUAUACACAGAAAUAACUCACUUAUGGACACUUAAGAACCAAGGAUGUUUGCAGGGCACAAAGUGGAGUAAAGGGAAAACUAAUGCUACUGUGUUAAUAUUUCAACUUGCAUCUCAAAGUGCCUUCAGACUGUAUGUACUGUAUUUCUACUGCUGUGAUUGUUUCUUGUUGAAUCUGUCAGCCAUCACUGUGCAAUUAUCUCAAUAUCAUAUUAUAAUGUAUAUCUGUGUCAUGAUUUUUUAAAACGUAAUAUUAUUUUUAAGGUCUUAUUGCUACGUCUUUUAUCCCUCCGAGUCUGAAUCACGUCAUGUUUGUGCCAAAAAGUGCUUUAAACCCAAGUAUUAUUUUUUGAUAUACAUUAUAUUUUCUCAUAUUUUUUUACAAUAGACCCUUCUGAAAUUCACUCUAUGGAAUGAGGUUGGGUAACACUUAAUAAUAAACAACAAUAUAUGGUAAUGGUUAAUGGUUAUUUCACUGUUAACAAACAAAUGAAAUGCUUUUUGAAACAUUUAUUAAGUAGUUGUUUAUUGGAAAGUUCGAACCAAUGUCUCCAAUUGAUAUGCUGUGUAGUUCAUCUAUUAACUGAACUUACAUUCCCAUUAUAAAGCUGCUUUUGAUGUUUACUAACCUUUUCUUUGUAAAACAUUUAUUAAGUAACUCUAGAGGUUUCCAAACAUCAGUUACAACUUUCCAAUAAACAAUUGCUUAAUGAAUCAUUUAUGAAACAUUGGAUCUUUUUGGUUAGCAGUGAAAUAACAAUUAAUUAAAGUUUAGGGUUAGUUUAGUUAAAGGUGCAAUAUAAGAAUUUUAGUUUCAAACAUUCUAAAAUAAACUACAAUUAUCAACAGAGGUUGAAUAAAUAACAGUUUUGGCUUUAUGUGCAAGUGGUGUAAGCGCCAAGUCUUCAGCUCGCUGCACAGCUCACUGAGCUAACAGGCUAACAGUGACUACAAUCAGCAGCAGUUGGUGAUACGUUGCCCCCUAUUUGCCCCCUAUACAAGCAGCCAGUUCUCCUCCAUAUAUUGCACCUUUAACUAUAAAUUUAACAUGAUGGUUAAUAUAAAGUGAUACCAAAGGAUUUUUAGAUGUUGAUAAAGGUGAUUGUUUGUUCUCAAUAAUGAACAGAAUCAUGUAAUAAAUAUAUGUAUAUAUGUAUUUCAUCAAUAGUUACAGUGUUAUAUAAAUACAGAAAAAAGGCUGUUUUUGUACUUUUACUUUCAUCAAUAUUGGGGAAAAGAGAAAAAAUAAUAAUGGGACAAAUUCCAAACUAGACGAUUAGCAUGAAACAUUUAUAUCUGAUUGUUAAAAUUAGCUUUAAAUGACUUGAAUUACGCCUUUUUGAACCUUCAGAAACAUUUGGCAGAUGAACAUCCUAUAACCAAAUGACUCCCCUUCAUGAAUGCUUCAUGACUUCAUCAGUGAGAAGUGACUCAGCUGACUCUUUUCCCCCCUUUAAAAAGUUAAUGUAGCUGGCUCCCUGUGCGCUGUUCGUACAGUGAACCUUUAUUUCAUUGUCGACAGACCAGCUACAUUGAAAGAUGUAACUACGGGGAAGAAAUUUGAAUCAUUGACUGAUUUUUUUUAAUGCUUAAUCAAACCAAAUAAGCUAACUAUCUUUGUAUUCAUGACUGAAUAAACGGAAUAAACAAACAGACCUUAAAGGACAA